Messenger RNA from Penicillium canariense, 1815 nucleotides. RefSeq lists its product as uncharacterized. The transcript has a single exon. The coding region runs from base 1 to 1815 and encodes 604 amino acids. NCBI's taxonomy places the organism in Eukaryota, Fungi, Ascomycota, Eurotiomycetes, Eurotiales, Aspergillaceae. The record is from RefSeq and is a predicted model, not a curated record.
AUGGUGUACGGCAUCCCAUCGCCCGAGGGGAGGGGUUCGGUGUUGGUGGCAUCGUUGACCGAGUUUGGUCCCGUGGACGAAGCGCGACUCAUCCAGACAUUGCAACACACAUUCGGAGACGGUUAUUGCGUGCAGAUAUGGCAUCCUCCCAAAGUCGGCUUACCCCAGCCACUAUCGAAGAAAAAAGACCGCCGCGAUACCAAGGCCAACAUCUACGGCCUUGCAGUUCUGGCCCUUCGGACGGGGCAGUCGAGCUUCCUUGUCGCAGACCGGUUGACCAAGCGUCAACUCACCGGUGAUCCGCGACCGGGCGAAAGUCCUGUAUUGUCGCUGGUGAUGGUUGGCAUUCGACCACCUUUGCGAACCCGGUUUAGCUCUGAGGAGGACGCCCAGAGCGAACACGUUCGGGUCAUUGCUAAGCGAUACACCAUACACCCAGUAGAGCACGAGAACGAGUCUAUACCUAACCUUCUCGGAUCCUUCGACCUUUCGUAUACCUUUCUGGGAGGUAGCAGUAUCGAUAUCACGACCCGGUUAUGCGAGUACGGCCUUGAGCUUCAUGAUCCGGACCACGGAGUCUUCAUCUCUGAUACGACGGCCACCGGACGCGAGAAGUUCGAGCGCGAUACCAAAGCCGCGUUAUUAGAUUCAACACCCCUGCCGGCCGAGCUGGUCACCAGCAUUGUCUCAUGCAUGGAUCAUCGCUGCCAGUCGGAUUUCGUUCCCCCAUCGGUGGAGAAGGAGAAUCUAGUCAUUUUUCUUGCAUUCCCAACCACGGAGGAUGAGAGGCAACAUUUGCAAUUUGGGAUCCAGCGGGAGGUACAAAGGUGCGUUGGGAAGAGGACCGGACGUCCAGCGAAAAGAAAACGAGAUGACGACCACCAGCAAAUAAACGUCCAACUGGUUCCAUGGGAGCACAAGCGCCAUGCGACCCGCCGGGACUUGGAGUACCAUUGGAAAGAAGUGCAUGAUCCGGCCCUCUGUCCAUUGAACUACCUUUUGGCGCCCAUCGAGUCCUCCCUUCGGCAGCGACAGGCCCUCGGAGAAGCCCAAUUUGGAUCGAUCUAUCAUAGUAAUGAUGGAUUUGUCCUCAUGGCUCGCAACACUCUUGACCACAUGGCCAAAACCAAACUGAACUACCCCAACGGCGAGCUCGGUAAGAUUGCACAACUCCAGCAGAAGGUAAGAGAGGGCACCUUGCCCGACUCGAGCGAGGUGGAGUUUUUGAUCGGACCGGAUGAUCCUUUCUACUAUAAUCCUCCCUUGUGGGAGCCCGUUGAUGGAGAAGGACUCAUCUCCAUUGCCGUGUUCUAUCUGACCAACAAGCUCUCGGACGAUCAAAUUCGGGCGUUGAAGGCAGAGUUGCUCACGGAUAAGGAGCUCCUUGAUCACCAAAAGGCGUGCUGUUUUGUCCCUUGGGAAGAUGGGGAUCCAAAUGCACCCGAUGGGACUAUUCACGACAUUUGGAGCAUCUUUUGGGAUAUGCGACGAUGUACAUCUUGCGAGAUGCCGAUCUUCUUCAUUGAUGAGCAGUCCGGUGUGGAUCAGACCGUUAUCAUGGUGGACAUUGAUCAUUUCUUCUGGCAUCCCGAUGAUGAGCAAGCGACCAAACUCCUGAGCGACGUGGAAGAUCCUUCUACCAAAGGACUGCUAUACGGCCGGGUGAAGGGGCGAAAUGCACAUGAUGGCCAUAUGAAUUUGAGCCGAGGGAACAUGAAUUUUGAUGAAUUUCUGGAAUCUUGUGGACUGGACGCGGAACAUCGUUACCCUCGACCCGGCUGGCCGGGGCAUGGGAUUCUGGAAAAUGAGGACUGA